This is a messenger RNA of Clarias gariepinus (North African catfish), 391 nucleotides long. RefSeq names its product cystatin-B-like. Gene Ontology annotation, cellular component: cytosol. The transcript has 4 exons. The coding region runs from base 59 to 361 and encodes 100 amino acids. Gene Ontology annotation, molecular function: cysteine-type endopeptidase inhibitor activity. The record is from RefSeq and is a predicted model, not a curated record. NCBI's taxonomy places the organism in Eukaryota, Metazoa, Chordata, Actinopteri, Siluriformes, Clariidae.
UCUUCUGCUGUGUGUUCAGAAAGUUUGUAGUUUGACUUCGCUCCUUACUGCUACAAUAAUGAUGUUUGCAUGUGGAGGGCUGUCUGAACAGGCAGAGGCCACUGCUGAGGUUCAGCAGAUCUGUGAUAAGAUGAAGGUUCACGCAGAAAAAAAAGCAGGUCGAACUUUUAACAUCUUCACUGCUAAAUCCUACAAGACACAUGUGGUAGGUGGGACGAAGUAUUUCAUCAAGGUACAUGUGGGUGGUGAGGAAUUUGUUCACCUGUGUGUCUUAAAAAAGCUGCCUUGCUUUGGAGGAGACCUGGAACUUACAGGAACACAGUUUCCCAAAACCUUUAAGGACGCCAUCGUAUUCUUUUGAACAUGUAUUUUAAUGAAAAAUAAAGAGAAU